This is a messenger RNA of Drosophila eugracilis, 1007 nucleotides long. It is a transcript of the gene Prosalpha3, whose product is annotated as proteasome subunit alpha type-4. The coding region runs from base 122 to 916 and encodes 264 amino acids. The record is from RefSeq and is a predicted model, not a curated record. Lineage: Eukaryota; Metazoa; Arthropoda; Insecta; Diptera; Drosophilidae. Gene Ontology annotation, cellular component: proteasome core complex, alpha-subunit complex; nucleus; proteasome core complex. Gene Ontology annotation, biological process: ubiquitin-dependent protein catabolic process. The transcript has 3 exons.
AGCUUGCAGCCCUGGUACCGCUUUUGGACGCAUUUCAUCUGGCAUUCUGGCAACCCUACACUGGAUGACAAGUAAAUUUUAUUUUGCAAAAUAAACUUGUAAAUUAGUAUAUUCGUUAACAAUGGCGCGUCGCUAUGAUUCCCGCACCACGAUCUUCUCGCCGGAGGGCCGUUUGUACCAGGUGGAGUACGCCAUGGAGGCCAUCUCGCACGCCGGAACCUGUCUAGGAAUCCUCGCAGAGGACGGCAUCCUUUUGGCCGCCGAGUGCCGCAGCACAAACAAACUUCUCGACAGCGCCAUUCCCUCGGAGAAAAUCUACCGCCUGAAUGACAACAUGGUCUGCUCCGUAGCCGGCAUCACCUCCGAUGCCAACGUACUGACCGCCGAACUUCGCCUGAUUGCUCAGCGAUACCAAUUCAGCUACGGAGAGGUGAUUCCCUGCGAGCAGCUGGUGUCUCAUCUGUGCGACAUCAAACAGGCAUACACCCAGUAUGGUGGAAAGCGGCCCUUCGGUGUAUCGUUGCUCUACAUGGGAUGGGACAACAAGUACGGCUACCAGCUGUACCAGUCGGACCCCAGUGGCAACUAUGGAGGAUGGAAGGCAACCUGCAUUGGAAACAAUUUUGGGGCUGCGAUCUCUAUGCUGAAACAGGAGCUGGCCGACAAGGAGAACGUUAAGCUAACCCUGGAGGACGCCAAGGAUCUGGCUGUGAAGGUGCUCAGCAUGACCCUUGACACCACCAAGCUGACCCCGGAGAAGGUCGAGAUGGCCACGUUGCAGCGUGUGGACAAUAAGACCGUAUAUAGUGUCCUGGAGAAGCCCGAUGUAGAGAAGCUAAUUGAGAAAUACAACAAAGUGCAGGCGGAGGCAGAGGCUGCCAAGAAAGAGAAGCAAGCGAAGCAGCCGACUAAGUAAUCCUGAGGAUAUAUAAUUAUUGAUUAAGGGUCUAUCCUGAUUUUUGUAAUCGAAGUUGGAAGAGUGAAAUAAAAUUUCAAAAAAACAAAAA